GCAGUCCAGUGGAAGUUUUCAGACUCUGAACUGAAUUGACCUGACCUGUGCGGUGAAAAGAAAUGGCUCUUUCCAGAUUUCAGAACAGGUUGACAAUGAAUGAUGGGAAUACCAUCCCGGUGCUGGGACUUGGUACUUAUGCACCUAAAGAUGUUGCCCAAAGAGAAAGUGAGAUGGCCAUAAAGGUGGCUAUUGAAGUGGGCUUCCGCCAUAUUGAUGGGGCUUUCCUAUAUGAAAAUGAAAAAGAAGUUGGUCGGGGAAUCCGAGCAAAGAUUGCAGAUGGGACCGUGACCAGAGAGGACAUAUUCUACACAGGGAAGCUUUGGAGUACGCACCACCGCCCUGAAUUGGUCAGGACUAGCUUGGAAGAGACCCUGAAGAGUCUUCAACUUGAUUACCUUGACCUCUAUAUUAUACAUUGGCCCGUCUCUCUUAAACCUAGCAAAGAUAAGUUACCAAUGGAUGAAAAUCACAAGAUUCUCUUUGAGUCUGUGGAUUUGCGGAGCACUUGGGAGGCCAUGGAGAAAUGUAAGGAUGCAGGCCUUGUGAAGUCCAUUGGAGUGUCCAACUUCAACCGCAAGCAAUUGGAGAUGAUCCUGAAUAAACCUGGUCUUAAAUAUAAACCUGUCUGCAACCAGGUUGAAUGCCACCCUUACCUGACCCAGAAGAAACUGUUAGAGUUCUGCAAGUCAAAUGAUAUCAUACUGGUAGCAUACAGUGCUUUGGGAUCCCAUAGAGAGCCUAUGUGGCUAGAUGAAAAGAGUCCCGUUCUCCUAGAUGACCCAAUAUUGGGAGACAUUGCCAAGAAGCACAAUAGGACCCCAGCCCAGGUUGCUCUCCGAUACCAGAUUCAGCGAGGUGUGGUAGUCUUGGCAAAGAGCUUCAAUGAAAAGCGGAUCAAAGAGAACUUUCAGGUGUUUGAUUUCCAGUUGACUCCAGAAGACAUGAAAGCCAUUGAUGGCCUUAACAAAAACUUUCGCUACCUGACCCUUUCUCAAUUCAAGGAUUGCGCCAGCUAUCCUUUUAAUGAUGAAUAUUGAAGUUCUGACUCAGAAGAUUUUGUGGCCCUGAGGCAUUGCAUUUUCUCUCAAAAGGAAUAGCUGUUCUGUUGAUAGUUCACUCAAAACCCAGAAGAACACUAGCCACUGUAAGCCUUGAGAUUGACAAAUAUUCAUAUCUGAGGUUAUCCCUAAGGCAAAAAUCUAUAAAUCUAGAAUCUGUCUAUAAUAAAGAAGAUGUAACUUCAA
Messenger RNA from Dromiciops gliroides (monito del monte), 1247 nucleotides. Its product is annotated as aldo-keto reductase family 1 member C1-like. NCBI's taxonomy places the organism in Eukaryota, Metazoa, Chordata, Mammalia, Microbiotheria, Microbiotheriidae. The coding region runs from base 63 to 1040 and encodes 325 amino acids. Gene Ontology annotation, biological process: steroid metabolic process. The transcript is spliced from 9 exons. Gene Ontology annotation, molecular function: steroid dehydrogenase activity; aldose reductase (NADPH) activity; ketosteroid monooxygenase activity. Gene Ontology annotation, cellular component: cytosol. The record is from RefSeq and is a predicted model, not a curated record.